AUGUAUACAACUCCUCCUUUCUCGCAUAAUUAUUCAAAUCCAGUGCUUAUGAAGGAUGAUGUUGGAAAACCAAAACCCUCAACAUACAAUUUGCCAAAAUAAGAUUAUAUCUAUGGCCUUCCUCUUAUCAGAGACAAAGAAGGUGCCAAAGAAGGUAAUUAUUUACUUAUCUAAUUUAUUUCAGUAACAAUGACUUGGAAAUUUCAUCAAGAAUCUUAGGAUAGAAUUCCAAAUAGAGAUUUUGCUGAACUUAAUAAGAUGUCUGUUUUCAAUGGAUCUCUUACUGCACAUGUAACUUAAUUUGAUAUUCCUUCUAGGAUAUGUAUAAAUUCAGAUAAACUCAUGAUGCUCGAUUACAAGUUAAAAAAGGCACUAACAUUUAAGCUAUUGAAUUACCAGAAGAGGAGUUUAGAUACGGAAGAAAAAACAGGUUUAUAUUAUUAUCUAAAUAUAUUCCUUAGACCAUCCACUCCUAUGAAAUUAGUAAUGGGUAAUUCUUAUGGAAUAGAAGCAGCAUCGAUUACUUUAGACAAAUAUUACAAAAGAGCUGGCUCAUAAGUAUCACUUUUCAUCUUAUAUCAUAUAGGAAUCCAAAAUGACGAAUACAAUUGUUAGACCAAAUAAGGCAUCAUAAUUAUUUCAUGAUAGUAAUCAUAAAAAACUUGCAGUGAUUAAAGGAGCUGAAAAAAAAGAACCAUUUAAAAUGGAAAAAUUUAAGACAGUCGCAGCUAGAACAGAUACAAACCUUUUAGCAAAGAAAGAGUGAUU
Molecule: messenger RNA, 768 nt
Organism: Paramecium pentaurelia
Lineage: Eukaryota; Ciliophora; Oligohymenophorea; Peniculida; Parameciidae
Source: the annotation of a GenBank genome assembly